Messenger RNA from Parastagonospora nodorum SN15, 4422 nucleotides. RefSeq lists its product as hypothetical. Gene Ontology annotation, biological process: DNA-templated transcription. The transcript has a single exon. The record is from RefSeq and is a predicted model, not a curated record. Lineage: Eukaryota; Fungi; Ascomycota; Dothideomycetes; Pleosporales; Phaeosphaeriaceae. The coding region runs from base 1 to 4422 and encodes 1473 amino acids. Gene Ontology annotation, molecular function: DNA-directed RNA polymerase activity; DNA binding.
AUGGAGGCGCCGCGCACCUCGGCGAAGCAGCAGGUCGUGGACCGCAUUCCCGCGCGCAUCAAGCACAUCCAGUUCGGCAUCUACUCCAACCAGGACAUUGUGAACCAGGCCGUCAUCGAAGUCUCCGACCGCAAUGUCUACGACCUCACCCCUGCCGCGGACAACACGCGCGCGCUCACUGCCAACGGGCCCAUGGACCCGCUCAUGGGCAUCUCAAGCAAGACGGGCGAAUGCGGAACUUGUGGCGAGAAGCUGGACAAGUGCAAUGGCCACUUCGGACACAUCAAGCUGGCGCUGCCGGCAUUCCAUGUGGGGUAUCUGAAGCACAUCAUCGAGGUGCUGAACUGCAUCUGCAAAGACUGUUCGCGGGUGCUGCUGGAUGAGGUAGAGCGACGGAGGUAUUUGCGCAGCAUGCGCCGACCAGACAUGGACACGCUGCGGAGGACGGCAAUCUCGAAGAAGGUGCUGGAGGACUGUCGCAAGAAGAAGACAUGUCCAUACUGCGAUGCGCUGCAGGGAACUGUGCGAAAAGUGCCUGGCCACCCGCUCAAGAUCAUCCACAACCGCUACGAUGCCUUCAAUCGCUCAACCGCCAAGACGAAGAAGCCACCUGCGGGCAAGAUCGAAUUCGACCAGUCUUUUGAGACCGCCAAAGCUGCGAACCCCGACCUGGAUAAGCAUCUCAAGAAAGCUGUAGACGACAUGCACCCGCUGCGGACGCUCAAUCUGUUCAAAAAGAUCUCACCCGAAGACUGUGAAUUAUUAGCUAUGAUCCCCGAGGAUGCGCGCCCCGAGAUGUUGAUCUGGGAGUACAUGCCUGUACCGCCCGUGGCUCUCCGGCCCUCUGUCAUGCAAGAGGGUGGCGCGACCGAGGACGAUGUCACAAACAAGAUCGGAGACAUAUGUCAAAUCAGCAGCAUCAUUCGCGCUGGGCUUGCUCGAGGAUUCCCUUUGCAGAUUCUGAUGGAACAAUGGGAUUUUCUGCAACUGCAGAUUGCCAUGUACAUCAACAGCGACGCGCCUGGACUGAAACAGCAGGGUUUACAAAAGACAAUGCGCGGAUUCUCACAGAGGCUGAAGGGAAAGGGCGGCCGUUUCCGUCAGAAUUUGUCUGGAAAGCGUGUCGACUUUUCUGGCCGUACUGUCAUCGGACCAGAUCCGAACUUGAGCAUUGACGAGGUGGCGGUGCCGCAGCGGGUCGCCAAAAUUCUGACGUACCCCGAGAAAGUCACAAGAUACAAUAUCAAAAAGCUGCAGAAGCUUGUCCUGAAUGGUGCCAACAAGUAUCCCGGUGCCAAUUACAUUCUCAAAGACCUAGGUCCGGAUCAAGACCCGCGCAAGGUAUCCUUGAUUGCGCUCUCGAGACACGACAAGAAAGGCGAUAGACUGCAGGGACCUGCGGCCGCGCUGAGGUUCGGCGAUGUCGUCGAACGCCAUCUCGAGGACGGCGACAUUGUGCUCUUUAAUCGACAACCCUCCCUACACAAGCUCAGUAUUUUGAGUCAUCGAGCCAAGAUCCGUCCAUGGCGAACGUUCCGACUCAACGAGUGCGUCUGUAACCCGUACAAUGCCGAUUUCGAUGGCGACGAGAUGAAUUUGCAUGUUCCUCAGACUGAAGAGGCACGAACAGAAGCCACUGAGCUCAUGGGCGUCAAGUACAAUCUGGCCACACCAAAGAAUGGAACCCCAAUCAUUGCAGCGAUUCAAGAUUUCAUCACUGCUGCUUUUAUCCUGAGCAACAAGAGCAACUUCUACGACCGACGGACAUUCUGUCAGAUUGUCAACUACAUGUUCACAGGAGAGGGUGCCUAUGACCCGGACACGGGCAAAUACCUGCCCAUCGAGAUACCUCCACCAGUCAUCUGGAAGCCACAGGCACUUUGGACAGGGAAACAAGUUUUCAAUUUACUCAUGAGACCCAAUAAGCAGUCCAGGGUCCUUGUCAACCUCGAAGCUGGUUGCAAACAAUAUAAGCCUGUCCAGGGACGCGCUCCCGACCUAGAUGAGAAUGAUGCUUACCUUAUCAUUCGGAACUCGGAAGUUAUGUGCGGUGUUAUGGACAAGUCCACCGUUGGUGACGGUAAGAAGGAAUCUGUCUUCUAUGUCAUGAUGCGAGAUUUCGGGCCCGAGCACGCUGUGCAGGGCAUGAAUCGACUUGCAAGGCUCUCUGCGCGCUGGCUGACCAACAACGGUUUCUCGCUCGGCAUCAGCGAUGUCACGCCUGGAGAAGUUUUGAACCAGAAGAAGCAGGCUUUAGUUGAGGAGGCAUACGCGAAAUGUGACAAGCUCAUCAAGGAUUUCAAAGAGGGUAAACUUCAACGCGCCGCAGGGUGUGACGAAGAACAGACCAUGGAAGUUCAAAUUGGUGGUAUCCUUUCUGGUGUUCGUCAGGCGGCCGGUGACAUCUGUUUCGAAGAGCUCAGCAGAUGGAACUCGCCACUCCUGAUGGCCAAGUGCGGGUCUAAAGGUUCCAACAUCAAUGUUUCUCAGAUGGUAGCCUCCGUCGGACAGCAGAUGAUUGGUGGCGCGCGUGUCGCCGAUGGCUUCCACCAUAGAACCCUUCCUCAUUUUCCGAAAGCGGCUCGUCAACCAGCUGCCAAGGGUUUCGUCAGCAACAGUUUCUACUCCGGUCUUACUCCAUCCGAGUUCAUCUUUCACGCCAUGAGUGGUCGUGAGGGUCUGGUCGAUACAGCAGUCAAGACGGCUGAAACUGGUUACAUGAGUCGACGUCUUAUGAAGUCACUGGAAGAUCUUUCUGCACAAUACGACGACACCGUGCGCAACUCAUCAGGAACCGUUGUUCAAUUUCAGUAUGGAGACGAUAACCUAGACCCUGUUGACAUGGAGGGUAGAGCGCAGCCCGUGGCUUUCGACCGCACUUUCUCGCACGCCAUCACUUCGACUUGGGACAAUAGCGAACCCAGUCUUACCCCUGAAGCAGUCCGUGCACACACUUUAGCAAAACUCAAUACCGAGCGAAACAAAUACCCUCGCUUUAAACUGGACGGGAUCACGCCACUCGAGUACAACGACAAGAGCGACAGUAGUAUCGACCAGAAAGAAUCGUUGCGAGACUUUUUGGACACAGUGCAGACUUACAUCUCUGGUAAGGCACAGAAGCUAGAGACCACGCUGGUGCACCUCGGCGUCAGUCUAGAGGACUGCAGCACAAAGAGAUCGGAAGCGGAUAGGGAAAAGUACACUCUCGCAGAUGGCAUUGCCAAGAUCUCACAGACUGCGCUGGACACGUUCAUCGAUCUGUGUCUGACAAAGUAUCAUCGCUCGCGUGUGCAGCCAGGUCACGCAGUCGGAGCUAUCGGUGCACAGUCCAUUGGUGAGCCUGGCACACAGAUGACACUGAAGACUUUCCAUUUUGCUGGUGUCGCUGGUAUGUCAAUUACCCAAGGUGUACCUCGUAUCAAGGAAAUCAUCAACGCAUCUUCUACCAUCUCAACGCCUGUCAUUACUUGCGUCCUUUCGAACAAAAUCAGCGAAAGCGCCGCUCGAAUCGUCAAGGCGCGCGUUGAGAAGACAUACCUCCGCGAUAUCAUCAAUUAUGUCGAAGAUGUCUGGCAUCCGACCGGCGCUUACGUCGCUAUGCGUAUCGACUGGGACACCGUGAACGCUCUGUUCGUCGAUAUCACCCCACACGAGAUUGUUAAUGCCAUCAACAAACACAAGCCUCUCAAAUGGGGUAAAGCUGGCACCAAAGUACGCAUCUCAUCAUCUUUGAUCCGCGUCGAAAUCGCCGACCCAUCUGCUUCUAAGAAGCGUCCCGCCGCCAAAGCCAGCAAGAACCACAAGGAGUAUUUCGAACGUGUCCAACAAGUCAAAAAUCUGAUACCCCAUGUCGUGAUAAAGGGUUACGAUGGCUGCACUCGCGCUAUCAUCAAGAAAGAGACUACGCCUAACAAAAACGGCGACUAUGAAUGUGAAUUACUUGUCGAGGGAUACGGACUAAAGGACUGUUUGACAACGCCAGGUAUUGAGCCCUAUAAGACCAUGAGCAAUCACGUUAUGGAAGUUCGCACAGUUCUCGGCAUUGAAGCUGCCCGCGCGACCAUCAUGCGCGAAAUUAGUGCUGUCAUGGGAAACAUGGACAUUGAUCCGCGUCAUAUGGCGUUGCUUGCCGAUGUUAUGACGUUCAAGGGUGACGUUUACGGCAUCACGCGGUUCGGUCUGCAAAAGACGCGCGACUCGGUGCUGCAGCUGGCGUCUUUCGAGAAGACGCCUGACCAUCUAUUCGAGGCGGCGGCGAGAGGCAAGACGGAUACGAUUGAUGGUGUGAGCGAGAGUAUCAUCAUGGGACAGAGCAUGAAGCUGGGUACUGGAGCACUGCAAGUGGUCAGGCCAUUGAAGCUGGGUGAGGAAGACCUAGCAAAGAAGAGGACCAUGUUCGAGGAGGGAUGGGAUGCGUUGUAA